AUGGAAGUAUGCAUAUCAUCCUAUUAUAAUGGCUGCUUAUAUGUUAGAUCCAUGUUUUUAGAAGAAAAUAGGAAUACAGAUUUAGAGGUAACUGGAAAUUCUGAAUUUACAGCAUUUACUAACAAAUUGUUUGAUCAGGAGAAAUCUGUAACAUUGUUUAUUGAGCUAGUAAAAUUUCGCCAAAAAGCUUCACCAUAUGAUAAUGAAAUAAUUUGGAUGUCAUCAUCUACUCUUAGUCCUUCUGUGUGGUGGCAAUCAUGGCCAAGUUGUGAGCUUCAGCAAUUGGCUAUCAAAAUUUUUUUAAUUCCUACAUCAUCAGCAGCUGCAGAGAGAAAUUUUUCUACUUUUGGAUUUAUUCAUAGCAAAAUCCGAAAUCGAUUACGUAAUGAUCGCGUUAAAAAGUUGGUUUAUAUUUAUGGAAAUCUCCGGAUGUAUGAUGAGUUCAAAAAAAUAAAGUUAUGUAAUAAAGGCAAGAAAUUCACAAAGAAUAAAGAGGAUAAUAAUGAAGGAGGCAAUGAUAAUGACGAUGAUUUAUUGAAUUUUGAUGAUAGUAUUUUCGGAUUUGAAUCAAAUGUAAUAAAUUUGUUGUAA
Messenger RNA from Funneliformis caledonium, 591 nucleotides. The record is from the annotation of a GenBank genome assembly. NCBI's taxonomy places the organism in Eukaryota, Fungi, Glomeromycota, Glomeromycetes, Glomerales, Glomeraceae.